UGUCGAGUUUUCUUCUGUUUCUUCGCGAGUUACGGGAAAGUGAAAAAAAAUGUUAAAUGAAUUUAUGAUUUCGGUUUUUUGUUUUUGGGGGUGCAAAAAUGAACGAGUAAGUAUUGUUUUAUGUUAGUAAGAGCCGUAAGUACAGGAAACAACAAGAGUUUGGUUUGAUUUUAUUUGAGUUUAAAUUGGGUAGAACCUGUAGGACCCUCACCUCCGUAGCGGGCAGCGCACAUCACACGGUAGUGUACUAGAGUAGUACGAGUACAGUUUUGAGCACCCAAAAAUAUCACUAACGAGAGAGAUUUUCCGUUCCACUUUCUUUUCGGUUCGAUCUUGGUCAGAUCAAGACGGUGACCAUAUGGCACGCACUCAUAGUUUGUCGUCAUAUGCAGGAUAUCAUACGCCAAUUGAAGAUGAUGGCGCCGGUGGUUCAUUGAUUAUUGAAGGCGAGGGUAUUUCGGACAUUCCCUCGGACAAUGGAGGAUUGACCAUUGCGCGAGGGUCUUAUCAUACGCAGGCACCAUCACCAAGCUCUGCUCUUAUGACAGUUUCGUUGGACGCCUACUUGGACCCGCAGCGUAUGUCAUUCGAAUCUCCCAACGAAAUGUUGGGACGCGUUUGCAGUCCGGAUGACACGUUUCCCGUAUUCUCACCACCUCCGUGCGAAAAGGAGCAACCGGCCUUAGUAAUUCAAACUACAAACACUUUACUGCCCCCGGGUAAAACCGCAAUGCAAACCCGUCAACACCGUAGACAAUCCAGUUUAAACGCCGUUUCGUGGCCGAAUCCCAAUGAACUAACCGUCAGUCCCCGAUCGCGUCGUCUGUCCAACACUCUAACCCCAGCCGAAGUAAUCCACAACUAUUCUUUCCCCCCUUUGAAUCAUUCUUUCAAAAUCAAUCAAGCUCCCUUUACAGGACAGCGGAGAUGCGCUUCCAUCACCCCGUUCGCCACGUUCCCCCCGGUCGAUCUACCGUCACCAGCAGCGGCGAAAGUCCAGCAUGGGUACCUCGGUUGCACCGGAUGAGCUGACCGUCGAUCCCACCAGUCGGCGUCGAUCGAGUUUCCUAGCUUCUCUGUUCGUAGACGACGAUAUGACGACCCGGUAUGACGAUAUGGUCGGCGGCCGGAAA
Molecule: messenger RNA, 1133 nt
Organism: Sabethes cyaneus
Lineage: Eukaryota; Metazoa; Arthropoda; Insecta; Diptera; Culicidae
Exons: 3
Coding region: 359-1027 (222 amino acids)
Source: RefSeq, a predicted model, not a curated record